Molecule: messenger RNA, 2077 nt
Organism: Acanthopagrus latus (yellowfin seabream)
Lineage: Eukaryota; Metazoa; Chordata; Actinopteri; Spariformes; Sparidae
Gene: tatdn3
Product: TatD DNase domain containing 3
Exons: 10
Coding region: 139-945 (268 amino acids)
Molecular function (GO): hydrolase activity, acting on ester bonds
Source: RefSeq, a predicted model, not a curated record
CCUGGUCCGACUGCAAACGGUACCCCCGGAACAACACGCAGUCGUUGUUCCGGCCAGCUGUUAGCCGAGUUUGGAACGGCAAAACUGUCAGUUUUUCAAUGUUUUAUUUGCUUUAAGCACUUGUUUUUUUCAUUUUCAAUGGAAUAUGGCUUCGUGGACUCUCACUGUCAUAUAUCUGCCAAUGAGUUCGAAGAGGAUCUGGAGGAUGUGAUCCAGCGGUCCACAGAGGCCGGGGUACAGACUCUGGUUGCCGUUACAGAGGAGGUCGGGGAGUUUGCCAGAGUUCUGCAGCUGCAGGAACGUUAUCCAGAUCUGGUGGCUCCAUGUUUCGGUGUCCACCCGCUGCAGGCCGGCGGGGGCUCCGAGCAGCGCAGCGCGACUCCUCGGGACCUUGAAGCUGCCCUGCCAGAGUUCUACAAACACAGAGAACGCCUCGUCGCUGUCGGAGAGAUCGGUUUGGACUUCACGCCGUGGUGCGCUCCCACUCAGCAGGACAGAGACGACCAGAUGAGCGUCUUCGUCAAGCAGCUCAGCGUCGCCAGAGAGCUGGAUCUGCCUGUGAACGUCCACUCACGAUCAGCCGCCAAGGUCACCAUAGCGACCAUGAGGGAGCAAGGUGUAAGUCGAGCUCUGCUUCAUAACUUCGCGGGGAAGCCGUCUGUAGCUCUGGAGGGCGUGAGGGCCGGCUACUUCUUCUCCUUCCCGCCCGCUGUGUGCAGGAACCAACAGAGAGACAAACUGAUCCAGAGGAUCCCGCUGGAACACAUCUGUCUCGAGACCGACUCUCCUGCGCUGGGGCCCGACAAGCAUGUGAGGAACGAGCCCAGCAACAUCGUUCUGUCCUGCCGGCACAUCGCUAAGGUCAAAGGCCUGUCGCCACAAACCGUUCAGCUCGUCACCGCACAAAAUGCUUAUAGGCUUUUCCCCAAAGCGAACAGGCGCUAAUACUCAGGUGCAGCGCACACGUUUCCGGGAUGAGAGGUUUGGCCCUGAAGGGGACGCCAGAGGAAAUGAUAAAUUAUCACGCUCAGUUCUAGUUGGCAUCGGAAGUUUUGCAUGCUAACAAGCAGUGUGAGCGUAUAAUGUACAAUGUUGGUAAAGAUGGUGUGUUAGCAUGUUGUGAUAGCAUUUAUCUAAUUGUACAGACAGGGCUGACAGGGUUUUAAUUGUUAGUUUUUGAGGUAUUUAAUGAAAUGAAGUGUUUCACAAGAAGAACUUUUGACCUGCUGGUGACUCGACAUAUUUUUAUUUCAACAUGUAUCGAGACAGACACGAGCAAUCACAAAGAAAAGGCAGAGAACAACGCUCGUGUGUGAUGAUAGCUGGAUACUGUGUCAUGAUGUGUUCCGCUCGGUGUUCAUGGGAAGAAAAUCCUGAAGGUUGAAGUGCGUUCAGGUCCUGUGUGUAUUUCUUAGCUUCUUUGUGGGGUCACAUCAGAAAGCAGCCGUCUACACCAGGUGGGAUUCAUCUGGAAGAGAGGAAAAACAGGAGGAGAGGGUGGAACGACUGAUAGUUUUGCUGUUGAACAUUUUAAAGAGUUUUCUACUGUGUUAGAACACGAACCAAGACCAUCAGAAAAAAUAUUCCAUGUCUUGAAUGACAACAGUGGGGAGUCUUGAGCCAAGGAAACAACUUUUCUCCAACAAUCGCUUGUGGAAAACAAGUGUUUGUUGUUGUCUUUUGUGAGCUGCUAGACAUUGUUUAUUUGUUGCUGCUUUCAAAGAUCCACCGACCGAUCAUACAGUCAGCUGUCGACCCAAUGCAUGCAAAAAAAUGUAAUUUAAUAAUUUUCAGCUUGUCUCAAAAAACCUCAUACAAGUUGGCUUUAAACAAAGCUGCCCAGAGACACAUGGAAUCUGAUUAUUUGAGACAGUUGAAAGAUUAUAAAAACUGAAUUUUACUGUCACUGGACACGGGUUAUUCUCUGUUGCUUCUGUGAAAUGUGAUGUUUACUUUUUAGAACUUCGUUGUUAAACAUUAUAUGCUGCUGUCUCGGUCAGGACUCCCUUGUAAAAGACAUUUCUAAUCUCAGUGGGAAUAUUCCAGGUAAAAUAAAGGUUUCAUUAAGAAGCAUGAA